Messenger RNA from Emys orbicularis (European pond turtle), 3480 nucleotides. It is a transcript of the gene SPTY2D1, whose product is annotated as SPT2 chromatin protein domain containing 1. Lineage: Eukaryota; Metazoa; Chordata; Testudines; Emydidae. The record is from RefSeq and is a predicted model, not a curated record. Gene Ontology annotation, molecular function: DNA binding; histone binding. Gene Ontology annotation, cellular component: nucleolus. The transcript is spliced from 8 exons. The coding region runs from base 116 to 2359 and encodes 747 amino acids. Gene Ontology annotation, biological process: nucleosome assembly; transcription by RNA polymerase I.
GUCAGGGGGGAGUUGCAGCUGGAGUGAAGCCUCCUCAGCUGGGCGGUCUGGGGCCCGUCUCGCCGCCGGCCCGUCGCCUCCCGGAGCCGCAGAGCGGAGCCAGCCCCGGGCAGACAUGGAUUUCCGGGAGAUCCUGAUGGUGGCGUCUGAGCAGCAGGGGCUGAGCGCGGUGUCGAAAAGAUACAGUUUGGCAGUAGGCCCUCCCAAAAAAGAUCCAAAAGUCAAGGGUGUCCAUUCUGCAGCAGUGCAAGCUUUUCUGAGACGGAAAGAAGAAGAAAGUAGGGGAAAAGAACUAGAGGCAAAAAGGAAGAAGGAGGAACUUCUAGCUAAGCGUAUUGAACUGAAACAUGACCGAAAAGCAAGAGCUAUGGCUUCACGGACAAAGGACAACUUUUAUGGCUAUAAUGGCAUUCCUAUUGAAGAGAAGCCUAAAAAGAGGCAGACUUGUGAAAAUGUCGAUCGAUGCACAGAUGCAGAAUAUAUGACAGAAGAUGAGGCAGAGCAAUUUGAAUACAGUCAGACUGAAUCUGAGCAUGAACCGGAGGAAUAUGAAGAGAAACCAUCCAAAGCUGCAGUGAAACCAAAGGCACCUCCCAAAAGUGCCCCUACCCCUAUGAACUUUGUAGAUCUUCUGAGGCUGGCUGAAAAAAAACAGUAUGAACCAGUAGAAAUAAAAGUAGUGAAAAAGACAGAAGAAAGGCCAAGAACAGCAGAAGAAUUGAGAGAGAGAGAAUUUUUGGACCGGAAAAUCAAAAAAGGGGAAAUCCAGAAAGAGAAAAAAAAACCUGAAAAAGAGAUUAAGAAUGUAACUGCAUCAAGUUCUUCAAAUAAAGUGUUUUCUCAUAAAGACUUUAUAAAUGCAAAACUUAGCAAAAACUCAGUGGAUAAACAUUUCUCUUCAAAAGGUAGUUUCCCCUCUCAGUGUGGUGCUGAUAAGAAAUCCAGUGGGCCUGUGUUUAGCGACAAACAUGCAAGGUCAUCAUCUUCCUCCAAAUCCAGUCAAGUGGAAAAAGCAAAAGUUACACAAAAUGGAUCUUUAAAAAGCUCAUCGAGUGGCAUCCAUAGUAAAUCUUCAGUCAAUGGAGUAGGAAAAUUUGGGUCAAGCGCUCAUACACCAAACUCAAAAGCACCUGCUAAUGGGGCUCAGAAACUACAAUCUGUUAAAGAACUUAGUCUGAAAAAAUCUACUUCUGUCCAUACAAAACUGGGUAGUGCAACACCCCCUCAGCAUGAAAUAGUUAAAAAUUCCAGCUCUGGGCGGCCGGGGGGCAGUGCGGGGUCGGGCGGGCCCGGGCGGCCGGGGGGCAGUGCGGGGUCGGGCGGGCCCGGGCGGCCGGGGGGCAGUGCGGGGUCGGGCGGGCCCGGGCGGCCGGGCGGCAGUGCGGGGUCGGGCGGGCCCGGGCGACCGCCCAGCAGUGCGGAGACGGGUGGGCCCGGGCGGCCGGGGAGCAGUGUGGGGACAGGUAGGCUGGGGAGCAGUGCGGGAAUGGGCGGGCCCGGGAGGCUGCCCAGCAGUGCAGGAACAGGCGGGCCUGGUAGGCCGGGGAGCAGUGCUGGAAUGGGUGGGCCCGGGAGGCUGCCCAGCAGUGCAGGAACAGGUGGGCCGGGGCGGCCAGGGAGCAGUGCGGGGAUGGGCAGGCCGGGGAGCAGUUCGGGGAUGGGCGGGCCCGGGCGGCUGUCCAGCAGUGCGGGGACGGGCGGGCCCGGGUGGCCGGGGAGCAGUGCGGGAAUGGGCAGGCCGGGAAGCAGUGUGGGGAUGGGUGGGCCCGGGCGGCCAGGGAGCAGUGUGGGGAUGGGUGGGCCUGGGCGGCCAGGGAGCAGUGCGAGGACAGGACCUGGAAAGUCAGUCAAUUCAAGCGUGGAACCUGGGCGACCAGGCAGCGGCUCAGCUGCACCUCCAAAACCUAAGUGCACUGUUGUAUCAGAAACAAUCUCAUCUAAAAAUUUAGUCUCCAGACCAAGUAAUGUACCAAUGAAUGGAACGAGACCUCCUCCAGGGCAUAGACCAGUGUUUCAUCCACAAGGUCUUCCAAGGCCUUCUCUUCCACCUAUAAGUUAUAAAAGGCAAAUAGAAGAUGAUGAGGAAUAUGACUCUGAAAUGGACGAUUUCAUUGAUGAUGAAGGGCAACCCCAGGAAGAAAUAUCAAAACAUAUUCGAGAAAUAUUUGGCUAUGAUCGGAAUAAAUAUAAAGAUGAAAGUGAUUAUGCCUUACGUUACAUGGAGAGCAGCUGGAAAGAGCAACAAAAAGAGGAAGCCAGGAGUUUGAGACUUGGUGUCCAAGAAGACCUAGAAGAGCUGAGACGUGAAGAGGAGGAAUUGAAACGUAAGAGGCAGGCAAAGAAGCUGAGGACACGUUAACUGAUUUACAGUGGUUUUAUUCUGUUUUUCUACUAUCCUGGUCACCCCUUUGCCUCAAUAUUUCAGCUCCUCUUAUAGUAUAACUUUAGUUUUUAUUUGCUUAUUGGUGAGCAAGAAAAUAUGUAAAGGGAGGAGAGGGCAUAGAAAAACAUGGCUUUAGUUUGACCCUAAAAUAUUUAUUUUUAAUACUUGCCAGGGUUAAUUUUUUACAAAAAGAAACUAAUGCAGAUUUUUGGAAUAAAAGCUAUUAAUGAAUGUUUCCAUUGACUAAAUUAGUUCAAAAUGCCAGCAGAAAUAUUGCCUAACUAUGCACUGGCUUGCAAGAUUUAUGUGGGCCCAUACACCAGUAAAUCAGACUUGCAUUCUUCAUUUGACAUGUGGGGGGGAAAAAGAUGAAUGCCAUUUAUGUUCCUUAGUUAUUUUUGAGAGAUAAAAGUACUGCUUUGUGUCUUAAAUCUCCUGAAUUAGGAUCCCUCAAAAUAUUGAAAUAUCAUCUUCUGUUCAAAACAGCUUGGUUGUAAAUUUCAGCCAUUGCCAGUAAUGUUUAAAGCAAUAAAAUGAUAUGUUUUUCUGAUUUGAGAACCUUGUGUCCUAACAAAAAUAGUAAUUAAACAAACAGAAGAACCUUUGAUUUCUAAAAAAUGCUUGUCAAUCAUUAUACCUUGCAUUUAGCAGUGUGACCAAGUUUACAUUGGCGUUUUUUAUGUCUGGAAUGUCAAUGCCAACCGAUUUCAGUAAAACACAAAUAAACAUUUUUCCUGGAAAAUAGGAAUUUGCAACGUUUGUAUAUAACUAGUGCUUUUUAGCUCAAGCAAAUGCUUAGGAAUUUUUUUCUGCCCUGUAAAUCUUAAAAUUGAUCUUAGUUUCAUCUGUUUUUACACAUUGAGUGUACAGUACACUUUUUUGUUUUCUCUUGUAUUAAAAAUCAGGUUUUUUUUAAAUAUGAAGCAGUUAUUUAUGCAAGCAGUUCCAAAGUCUGGAAGAGUACAUUAGAAUGAAGUUGUGUGAAAUACAGAAUUUUCAGAUAUUUUUUUAUGAUCAAGCCAAGAUGCAUUUGCAAUUCCUCUGUGAUAUCAAAUAACUUUGCAGUUGUCAUGCUGAAUUUAACUAGUGAAUACUUC